AUUCAUUCCUGCUCUCCUGUGCCUCCUGUAUCGUAUGAAUGGAGAAGCUGGGUUCCCUGGAACCUGAAGCCCCCUUGCAGGGUACAGGGCCCGUUGCUGGGGUUUCUGUUGCUGACACAGCAGGGGCUGACCAAGACGAGGCAGCACCGGUCAGUUCCAGACUUUUCCGCUGUGCAUAUGUGAGACGUUUGCUGCCACUAGCCUACAGAGAAGAACUCUACCAUGUUUUACGGCUCACAGGACCACUGUUGAUGUCAAGGAUCCUUUACUUUCUUCUACCAUUUGUUAUCACCAUAUUCUGUGGUCACAUUGGCAAUGCCGAACUGGCUGGAUAUGCGCUGGCCUCAGCGGUCAUUAAUGUCAGCAUCCUUGCAACAGGCUACGGCCUCUCGGUUGCUUGUGAUACACUUAUUUCUCAGACGUAUGGCAGCAAGAACUUCAAACGUGUAGGAGUCAUUCUCCAAAGGAGUAUGCUGAUCCUGCUGCUCUUUUGUCUACCCUGCUGGGGUCUCCUGAUUAAUAUGGAGAACUUACUACUUAUUCUACACCAGAAGCAUGAAGUGGCAAGAAUUGCCCAGAUCUACUUAACGGCAUUUGUACCUGCAGUUCCAGCUAUGUUCUUACAUCACCUGCAGGUUACUUACCUUCAAAAUCAAGGGAUCAUUCUACCUCAGAUGUUCACAGCAGCAGCAGCAAACAUUGUGAACUUGGCUUUCAACUACAUCCUAAUCAUCUAUCUUGAGUUGGGCGUGAAUGGAUCAGCAAUUUCGAACAGCAUCUCACAGAUCACCAUCUGUCUGCUGUUGUUUGGUUACAUCCGAUGGAAGAAGCUUCAUCAGGAAACGUGGGAAGGCUGGUCUACCGAGUGUCUGCAGGAGUGGGGUUCCUAUAUGAAGAUAGCUGUUCCUAGUGUAUUUAUGAUCUGCUUUGAAUGGUGGGUCUGGGACAUUGGAGGUUUCCUUGCUGGUGUACUUGGAGAGGUGGACCUUGCUGCCCAGCAUGUGUUGAUGGAAGCAGGAGCCAUUGCAUACAUGUUGCCUCUAGGCAUCCACGCAGCGGCCUGUGUGCGUGUUGGUAAUGCUCUUGGUGCCGGGGAUUCUGACAGGGCCAUAGUCACCUGUAAAGUGUCCCUAGUUGUGACAGGAGUGUUUUCUGUGGUAAUGGGUAUUUUCAUCGCCAGCUCCAAGUCUGUCAUCGGCUGCAUAUUUACCUCUGACGUCGACAUUGUGGAGAUAGUGUCACAGAACCUCACUCUGUACACAUUUUUACAGUUCUUCGAUGCGCUUUUGUGUGUCUGCUCAGGGAUUCUUGUGGGGAGUGGGAUGCAGAAAAUUGCAGCUUUGUCCAACCUGGUGUCUUAUUACUGCGUUGCUCUGCCUGUGGGAAUAGCUCUGAUGUUUGCUGCCCAGCUCAGAAUAUUAGGCUUGUGGGUGGGUCUUUUUAUCAGCUGUGUCCUUCAGACAGCUCUCUAUCUAUUUCUAAUCUACAAACUCAACUGGGAGAAACUCACACUGAAGGCCCAAAAACAUGCUGGAAUGAUGGUACUGGCACGAUCAAAGGGUCCUUCUAUUGCAGUAUUGAGUGAAACUGCAACGUCUGGUAUUUGUGAUGGGCCAAACAUACAGGAAAGUAAUGAAGCUGCUAAAUCAAAUGGCUACAAUCGUGUCGACACCCAGGAUCAGGAACUGAAAGCGGAUCCUGAGGGCAGCAAUGUGGAUGCAAGAAGCUUUAAAGGGGACUGUGAACAAAACAAAAAUAUCUCAAACACCAAACCUCCAGCUCUGCUGUCUGUCAGUCAGCUGAUCCUGAGACGGGGGCUCACUGUCAUGGUUUUAGUUCUCAUGCUGGCCAUCUGUGUCACUGUUCAUAUUGCUUUUCCUGCACCAGAACCUCCUGCACAAAACACAAGUAACUUUAUGCUACACUGGACCAACAACUCCAUUCCAGCAACAUCUCCACUACUGGACCUGACCCUGACCUUUGAGCAACCUUUGACCUCUGAGUGGACAGUAGCUGAUUAGUUUAUUUCUUAAGAUUAUCCCGCCCAUUUCUAUAGAAUUCGCAUUUUCCUUUUUACAGUUAGGAAUAGCGAUUGUUGUAUUUUUUAAACACAGGGUGUGUGAGGGGCCCAGUCAUAUACGUAUGAUGCACUGAUGUAUUUAUACAUCGAUCUUUGGA
Messenger RNA from Thalassophryne amazonica, 2178 nucleotides. It is a transcript of the gene slc47a1, whose product is annotated as solute carrier family 47 member 1. Bases 39 to 2021 code for a protein of 660 amino acids. The transcript has 17 exons. Lineage: Eukaryota; Metazoa; Chordata; Actinopteri; Batrachoidiformes; Batrachoididae. Gene Ontology annotation, cellular component: membrane. Gene Ontology annotation, molecular function: antiporter activity; xenobiotic transmembrane transporter activity. The record is from RefSeq and is a predicted model, not a curated record. Gene Ontology annotation, biological process: xenobiotic detoxification by transmembrane export across the plasma membrane.